Molecule: messenger RNA, 2180 nt
Organism: Xyrauchen texanus (razorback sucker)
Lineage: Eukaryota; Metazoa; Chordata; Actinopteri; Cypriniformes; Catostomidae
Product: prolargin-like
Exons: 3
Coding region: 164-1327 (387 amino acids)
Molecular function (GO): protein binding
Source: RefSeq, a predicted model, not a curated record
CACUGUUGACCUUCAGAAGGAAAAGAGGGAUAUACGCAAUAGGCAGCCUGCUUAGCAGAGGAGAACAAGGAAAGUACAGAGGCAAGAGGGGAAAAGAGAGAGGAGAAAUAAAACUGGGAGAGAAAAUCGGUGAGAGUGAAGUGACAGCUUGAGGAUUCAUCAAAUGAGGGAAGUAACCAGCAACAGGACCAUGAAAGCUGGGCUUGCAUACUGCUCUCUUCUUUUCCUUCUGCUGAUCAUGGAUGUCUCAUGCCAGCGAAAGCCAAAGCCUGUCCGCCCACCUUCCACCAAGAAACCUUCUGCCUCUAAGAAACCUUCCACCCCUGACCCAAAACCAGAGCUGGAACCCCAAGAACCCACAGACUUUCCCCCUCUGAUCCUAGGUCCUCCAUCUGUAUUCUCAGACUGCCCCAUACAGUGUUUUUGCCCCCCAUCAUAUCCAAAUACCCUGUACUGUGAAAACCGCAACCUCCGGAAGAUCCCGAUCAUCCCAUCCCGCACCCACUAUCUUUACCUACAGAACAACUUCAUUGAUCAAGUGUCUGCAGACUCCUUCAACAACUGCACUGAGCUUCAGUGGAUAAACCUGGGAAACAACCGCAUCCGUUCAGUGGAGAAACAAGUAUUUGAGAAGUUGCCAAACCUACUCUACCUCUAUAUGGAGAGGAACCAGCUAAAGGAGGUGCCCAAUGACCUGCCGGUUGCUCUGGAGCAGCUUAGACUCAGCCACAAUCAAAUCUCAAAGAUCCCCUCUGGAGCAUUUAACAAGAUGGAACAUCUCGUACUCCUGGAUCUGCAUCACAACAGGAUUAGUGACAGUGGCUUGAGCAAGAACAUCUUCAAAGAUCUAAAGAACUUAGUUCAACUCAACCUAGCUCAUAACAUCCUCAGAAAGAUGCCCACUAAUAUACCAAAAAGCAUCUUCCAACUGUUCUUGGACAGAAAUAAUAUUGAGGAGAUUCCAAAUAACUACUUCAAGGACUUUGCAAACCUAGCCUUUGUGAGACUUAACUACAACCAGCUUAGUGACAAGGGCCUUCCAAAUAUGGUGUUCAAUGUGAGCUCACUGUUGGAUUUGCAUUUGGCACAUAACAAGCUGAGCACUGUUCCAAUGUUCAACUCUGAGCUAGAGCAACUUCACCUGAACAACAAUAACAUUGAGAGUGUGAAUGGCACAGAGAUCUGCCCCUCUAAUUCUUACAACCUGCAUGAUGAGGACAAUGCACCCAAACUAAGAUACUUGCGGCUGGAUGGUAAUCACCUGAGUCCUCCUGUACCCCUGGAUGUCAUCAUGUGUUUCAGACAUCUACACGCCAUAGUAAUAUAGACAAUGUUAUGAGUCAUGAACAGAUACAUGGCUGUGCACAAUCAGGCCUUCCUGUCUACUUGACAGUACUGAUUGAAUCAAACAGUACCACAAAAAACAAGUAAGGAAUAAAGAAUAAAUGGCAAUGCAUUUUUUCCUUUAUGUUAAGAAAUGUUUUAAUGUGUAACCUAAGAAACUUCAAUGCACCAUAUUUAUUGAACUUCCUGCCUUGAAUACAAUUGAGCAUGAGUAUUCUGCAUUAAAUGUUUAUAUAAUUAUACAGAUGCAGCAGCAAUGUCUAUAAAUGGAUUUAAAUAAACCCUAAAAAUAAAGGUACAUUAACCGACGUACUGUGGAAUCUGUAAGAAGUGUAUUUGUCUAUAGAGGUCAGGUAAUAAAGAGGACUAUAAAGAAAACUACACUGUAAAAUAAUAUUUUGUCAAGUAACACAAAUUCUUGUUUCAUUCAAGUAAAAAAAUAUUAUUGUAUUUGACAGAAUCAACAUGACUUGCAUCAGGUGCAGCAAAAACAUUGUUAUGGGUCAGAUCAGGUAUAGCAAUAGCUCAUUAGGGUAACAACUACAUGUUUUCAAUUUUUACAGUGUAGAUGGACACGACGUGGAAUAGUAGGGAAUGAUAAAAGAGGGAAUAAUGUAACUACUGUGUAGUUGAAAAUGUCCUUAAUGUGCCUGUGUUUUUAAGGUACUGUAUGUAGUCCUGCCUUUAUCUUGUGUGAAAAUGUCUGUAUAAAUAAGUGUUCUAUUCCCUCAGGAAAUUCUUUGAAUAUUAAUUCACUUUCUGACUCAUUCUGUAAGUUCUCUAUAACAGCAUUCAAUUCUGAACAAAUAAAUAAGGACUGUUUAAUUUAUUUAGGC